This is a messenger RNA of Orbicella faveolata, 1754 nucleotides long. Its product is annotated as MAM and LDL-receptor class A domain-containing protein 2-like. Gene Ontology annotation, cellular component: membrane. Gene Ontology annotation, biological process: proteolysis. Gene Ontology annotation, molecular function: serine-type endopeptidase activity; protein binding. NCBI's taxonomy places the organism in Eukaryota, Metazoa, Cnidaria, Anthozoa, Scleractinia, Merulinidae. The record is from RefSeq and is a predicted model, not a curated record.
UGUUUCCAUAGGCAAAUAUAUGUACAUUGAAGCUUCAUAUUGGUCAUCGGGUGAUAAUGCCAAGCUUCAGCUUGCAGUACCAAGGAGUCCAUCAUACUCGUGCUUGAGUUUCUACUACCACAUGUAUGGAUCUUCGAUGGGAACUCUAAACGUCUUCAAUGGAAAUGACAAAAUAUUCACUAAAUCAGGAAAUCAGGGAUUUUACUGGAAGAAAGUGUCAAGGGUGCUUUAUCUAAGUGAUGUGUUAACAUUCGAAGGGAUCAGAGGAUCAUCAUACCAAAGUGACAUUGCCAUUGAUGACGUCACAGUUCUUGAAGGAAACUGUCCAGGCUGUGGAGGUGUUUUGAAUAAAUCCUUUGGAGAGGUGGACAUUAGUAAUUCUGGAGAUGAGAGCGAAUCACAUUGCAAUUGGACAAUCGGUAGUGCUGGAAUAAGUCAAGCAGUUGCAAUUAUCUCACUACAAAGGAUAUACUUUGGUUAUUGCAGCGAAUUCGUGAAGAUUUUUGACAGCCAAGGCGUUGAGGUGUACAGUCGAAGAGGAUGUAAUUCAGUUACCUCCGGGCUCACCGUAGAAAUUCCAUUUUCUGGUGGAAGCAGCAUAACACUAGCAGCAUCACUAUCAUACAGAUACAGCUACGUCAGAGUCCAGUACACAAUUUUAAAACAAGCGCUAAGCUUAGCACAACUACUGCCAUCUUGGAAUCUCACGGUCACCAAUAGCACGUCUUCUUCAUCGACAGUGAAGUGGUCACAGUUUCCUCUAACGAACCUGUUUAUUCAGCGAUUCUUGGUGAACUACAGAGAACAUAAUUCAAAUGUCAGCCUGAUUUUUGAAGUCCCAAAUUCAUAUGACACACAUUACACUGGUGCAGUUCUGAAAAGCUACCAGUUUUACGACGUGCAAGUUAUUGCUGUGACGACAAGUGUUGGCAACGGUACUUACUCUACUCAAACAGAAACAACGAGGACUGAAGAAGGAGUGCCCAGCAGUGAGCCAUCGAAUGUGACACUGAAAAACCUAAAGUUCGAUGAAGUGAUGGUACAAUGGAGUCCCAUUCCUCAGCACACUGCAUACGGUAUUCUACUGGGGUACAGAGUUUAUCUCUACGAGUUUAAUUAUUGGUAUUACAGUUUGACAAACACUGUAAACACUAGCAGCUCCAGCGUUCACAUGGUGAUAUUUAGAGGUCUGAAGGCAGCACACAGCUACGGAAUAUCAGUGGCAGCUUUCACAUCAAAGGGUGCAGGACCACAGUCCUACCGGAGAUACAUUACAACAGGUUGCGGAGGCUACAUAAAUCAAUCAUUUGGUCAGAUACAUGUUGACCGCUACAGAGGCUCAAGUUACGUAAGAUGUAAUUGGGAGAUUGGCAGCGUGGGCAUAAGUCAGGCAGUCGCUUUUGUUUGGAUUCAGGACCUGUACUUCUAUUAUUCCUACGAAUAUUUGAAAAUCCUUAGUGGCAAUGGUUCGGUAGUUCUUAAUCAAUAUGGAUACUCAUCAGCUGCACAGAAAACGUUCCUGGAGGUUGAUUUUGGCAGUGCAAACAACAUUACCGUACAAGUCUACCUAUCAUACUACUACAGUCACUUCAAGCUUCAAUAUGGAAUUAUGAAGCAAGGCAUUCAGUCAGGUUAGUAAUGGCUAUGUAACAAGAGAGCCGGGGUGUUCUCUACGAGGUUCUAUACAGGGACGCUCCGCCCUGAGGUCCAACUCUUUAACUUUCAAAUACAAUUUUGACAGGAGAUGUUAACCU